CGCUCGAUCACAGAUGUCUUCGGUGCAAGCCAUUAACUCUGAAUCCACUUAUCAAGCGAUAUAAACGCGUUAAAACACUUUUAGCACGAUCUUUUUGUAAAACACGGAUCACGGAUGCACUACUAAAAGGUUUUACAGCAAUGUCGUCAAAAGAGACCAUGCGUACGAGACUUGCGAAGAUGAAAGCAUAUAUCAAAUGAUAGACGAAGGAUUUGCUGUGGGAGAAUAACAUAAAAGAUGCCUCGAGUUGACCGGCACAGUUUCAAGCUGAGAAAUCCCUCCUACAACCCUCAUUUGGGCAUUCGUGGGCUGGUGGUGAUGACGUCAUUGGGCGCUCGCGCUCCUAAUAAGGCUAUACCUGGCAAGUGCAUUAUUCGCCAUGACUCCAUCUUCAAGGCCGUCUGGGACUGGGUAAUACUCGUGUUCGUCAUUUACACGGCGUUCGAGAUUCCUUUUUCAGCCACAUUCCUUUUACCACAGGAACUGUCGCGUAUGAAGUCCAGUAGCCGAUUCGCAGCACUUGUCUCAGGCUCCCCCCUCGCCAUAUGCAACCUUUGUGUAGAUCUCCUUUUCGUAGUGGACAUUCCCAUCAACUUCCGCUCAACCUACGUCAGAGAGGGCACAGACGAGCUUAUUGUUAACCCCAAAAAAAUCGCGCUUAACUACUUCAAGAGCUGGUUCCUGAUCGACUUGCUGUCCGCGAUCCCGUUUGAGUUCAUGGUGGACCACCGCAAGGAUGGAGUAAGUAACCAGGGAGCCACCACACUUAUGGGGCUCCUUAAAACCGCCCGCCUUCUUAGACUCGUCCGGAUUGUCCGAAAAUUCGACCGGUAUUCCGAGUACGGUCAAGCCGUCAUCAUUUUACUGACGUGCUUCUUCCUCCUCGUCGCUCAUUGGUUGGCUUGUAUCUGGCACGCGAUUGGUCAAGCGCAGCUCGGGGACCAUAACAGUUGGAUCGAGAAGUUAUCCCGCCACAGUCAACACGUUUCAUCGGGAAAUGUGACGCACACACCUGGCCUUCAGACACGGUACAUCACGGCGCUCUAUUUCACCAUGACGAGUUUGUCUAGCGUGGGGUUUGGGAACGUGUCGCCGAAUACGAACGCAGAGAAGGUUUUCUCAAUCUUGGUUAUGAUCGUUGGAGCCUUGAUGUACGCAUCCAUAUUUGGAAAUAUGACUGCGAUCAUCCAGCGGUUGUACUCACGAACAUCACGUCACCGGCGCAACCUGCGCAUCAUCCAGGAUUUUGUGCGCUUUUACAAGAUCCCGCGGAACCUGCGGGACGACCUCGAAGAAUACUUCCGGCACGAGUGGUCGUACACCAAGGGCAUGGACAUUGACACAGUUUUGAAGCGCUUCCCAGAGUCCCUACAGGCUGACAUCUGCGUCCACUUGCACAAGAAGCUAUUCGCUGAGUGUUCCGCGUUCCAAUGUGCGAGUGAGGGGUGUCUUCGUGCGCUUGCGAGACGGUUCGAUAUUCGGCGACAUCUUCCUGGCCAAUACCUCAUCAAACAAGGUGACGAGGUCAAGAAGCUUUACUUUAUCGCUAAAGGCUUUGUCGAGGUGCUCAAGGACGGACAUUGUGAGCUGGUGCUAGGGAAGGGAGACGUUAUCAGUUGUGACUAUACAUCCCGGCAGUCCUUGCGCACCGCCAAGGCGAAUGCGAGCCUUCUAAUUCAAACCUACUGCCAGAUCCACGUGGUCGAUUGGCAGGACUUACUCUCCGUACUCAGGGUCUAUUCCAAGUUUAGGGAAAGUUUUACAAACCACCUUAAGCUCGCCUAUAACCUCGAUGACUCGGAGAUCGAGAGUCCCCUUUACCCGCCCCUGAACCAACACGUGUACAACCCAGAGCACAUCGAGAUCGGCUACAACAACCGGCCGGACUGCAGCAUCGUGAGUAUCGAGACAAAGCUCGAUAGUCUGGAACGAAAGCUGGAAGAUUUCGACAAGAGGUUCACCGAGAUGAUGAGUAAUGUACUUCCAUUAGUUAAAAGACUGACAGACGGACCAGAAUGCACCGAUUCGCCACGCGACACUGGCACGCGACACAUCGCGGAGAUCAAUCACGUGGCCAAAUGAAACGGGAGGGACGAGAGGCAAGGGCUAUAUAUAGGCAAGAGACGUACCGACAGGAUCCCCGAAAGCUGUUUGAAGAAAGCAGGGGUUGAUAAACCGGACAUGUGCUUAAGGAGCAGCUAUGAAGAAAGCAUUGGUGGGCUGGGAGCAACCCUCCCUUAAAGCAAAGGGAUGAGUGGAUACAAGAAAGAUGUGUAUGGUGAAAUGCAAUGCUACAAAAGAAGGAAGGCAUAGUGCUAUGGUGGAACGCGGAUAUAUCGAAGCACAAAAGACGUAGCCAGAAGGAAGUCAUAGGUUAAGCUUGUAUCACCGCUUAAUGUAACAACUGCCGCCUAAUGUAACACAAAUCGCCGCAUGUCACACUAAAGCUUAAUGUAACAAAAAUCGCCACUUAAUGUAAUACUAACGCUUAAUGUAAGAACAAAUCAACGCUAUAUAUUAAAACAGUUAACGCUUAAUGUAAGAAAUUUUCAACGCUUAAUCUAAUAACGGACUUAACGCUUAAUGUAAGAACACUCGACGCUUAAUGUAAUAACCAUAAAUUUAACUAAGGACGAAAAUACUCAUAUCUCGUGAUAAAAAACAUCGUCGGACAACCACACUUGGAGAAUGUCAUGUUGGUGUCAAGGGGGUGCAUAAACAGUCAUGUGAGAUAUGACGUCAUGCAAACGAAAAUACUCAAAUCUAGUGAUUGAAACAUCGUCGUACAACCACACUUGGAAAAUGUAAUAUCUCUUGAUAGAAACAUCGUCAGGCAACCACACUGCGAUGACGUCACACCUUACAUGACUGUUUAUGCACCCCCCUUGACACCAACAUGGAGACUGGGGACUCAGGCAUAAACUUCAUAUGUAAAAUAUCUGUAAAACAUACCGCGUUUUUUUAAUAAGAAAGAGGGGGGUUGGGGUAUUGCGAUUCUCCAAUAAGGGAAAAACGCUUUUACGGUUGAGGGUGGGUGGGGCCUGCUAGAGCCUACGAGACUACUAUGCAGACAAUUUUGCUCCGAUAGAGCAACCCUCCCUUAAAGCAAAGGGAUGAGUGGAUACAAGAAAGAUGUGUAUGGUGAAAUGUAAUGCUACAAAAGAAGGAAGGCAUAGUGUAUGGUGGAACGCGGAUAUAUCGAAGCACAAAAGACGUAGCCAGAAGGAAGUCAUAGGUUAAGCUUGUAUCACCGCUUAAUGUAACAACUGCCGCCUAAUGUAACACAAAUCGCCGCAUGUCACACUAACGCUUAAUGUAACAAAAAUAGCCACUUAAUGUAAUACUAACGCUUAAUGUAAGAACAAAUCAACGCUAUGUAUUAAAACAGUUAACGCUUAAUGUAAGAAAUUUUCAACGCUUAAUCUAAUAACGGACUUAACUCUUAAUGUAAGAACACUCGACGCUUAAUGUAAUAACCAUAAAUUUAACUAAGGACGAAAAUACUCAUAUCUCAUCAUUGAAACAUAACGGACUUAACGCUUAAUGUAAGAACACUCGACGCUUAAGUAAUAACCAUAAAUUUAACUAAGGACGAAAAUACUCAUAUCUCAUCAUUGAAACAUCGUCGGACAACCACACUUGGAGAAUGUCAUGUUGGUGUCAAGGGGGUGCAUAAACAGUCAUGUGAGAUAUGACGUUAUUAAAACGAAAAUACUCACAUCUAGUGAUUGAAACAUCGUCGUACAACCACACUUUGAAAAUGUCAUAUCUCGUGAUAGAAACAUCGUCGGGCAACCACACUGCGAUGACGUCACACCUUACAUGACUGUUUAUGCACCCCCCUUGACACCUACAUGACAUUCUCCAAGUGUGGUUGUCCGACGAUGUUUUUUAUCAUGAGAUAUGAGUAUUUUCGUCCUUAGUUAAAUUUAUGGUUAUUAAAUUAAGCGUCGAGUGUUCUUACAUUAAGCCCAUUAAGUCCGUUAUUACAUUAAGCGUUGAAUUUUUCUUACAUAAAGCGUUAACUGUUUUAUUAUUACAUUAAGCGUUGAUUUGUUCUUACAUUAAGCGUUAGUAUUACAUUAAGCGGCGAUUUUUGUUACAUUAAACGGUGAUACAAAGCUAUGGUGGAACCCCGAUAGAUCGAAGCACAAAAGACGUAGCCAGAAGGAAGGCAGAGGUUGAGCGAUGGAGGAACUCCGAUAGAUCGAAGCACAAAAGACGUAGCCAGAAGGAAGGCAUAGGUUGGGCGAUGGAGGAACCCCGAUAGAUCGAAGCACAAAAGACGUAGCCAGAAGGAAGGCAUAGGUUGAGCGAUGGAGGAACUCCGAUAGAUCGAAGCACAAAAGACGUAGCCAGAAGGAAGGCAUAGGUUGAGCGAUGGUGGAACUCCGAUAGAUCGAAGCACAAAAGACGUAGCCAGAAGGAAGGCACAGGUUGAGCGAUGGUGAAACCCCGAUAGAUCGAAGCACAGAAGACGUAGCCAGAAGAAAGGCAGAGGUUGAGCGAUGAUGAAACCCCGAUAGAUCGAAGCACAAUAGACGUAGCCA
Nematostella vectensis (starlet sea anemone) is the source of this 4550-nucleotide messenger RNA. Its product is annotated as potassium voltage-gated channel subfamily H member 6. Gene Ontology annotation, molecular function: inward rectifier potassium channel activity. Lineage: Eukaryota; Metazoa; Cnidaria; Anthozoa; Actiniaria; Edwardsiidae. Gene Ontology annotation, cellular component: membrane. Gene Ontology annotation, biological process: potassium ion transmembrane transport; membrane repolarization during action potential. The transcript is spliced from 9 exons. The record is from RefSeq and is a predicted model, not a curated record. The coding region runs from base 238 to 2082 and encodes 614 amino acids.